AUGGCCUCCUUCAGCAAUGUGAAGCAGCUCUUCGACAUUCAAGGUCGAAACUACAUCGUAACCGGCGGCGCUCAGGGCAUUGGAUUUGCCAUUGUUCAUGCGCUUGCUCAGGUCGGGGCCAACGUGGUCGCAUUGGACAUCCAAACUAAGCCCAAUGCAGACUUCGACUCGGUCGCGAAACAAUUUGGCGUCAACAUCCGUUACGUCCAAGCGGACGUCACGGACGAGAAAGGCCUUGGAGCUGCCUUCCAAACCGCCUUCGGCAUCUUGGGUACGGUUCACGGGCUAGUCACAUGCGCUGGAAUUGCGCUGGAGAAGGCUUUCGAGCAGACCUCGUGGGCCGAAUGCCGGAGGAUCCAGGAUGUCAAUGUGACCGGCACAUAUUUCUCUGCGCAGCUAGUAGCAGAGCAGUUCAAGAAACAGGGUACCGGCGGCAGUAUUGUCCUGAUCGCUUCCAUCACGUCACACACUGUCCUCCCUCAGCAUCGCAUGUCUGCAUAUGGUGCCUCGAAGGGAGCAGUGCGCAUGCUGUCUCAAGCUCUUGCAGUUGAGCUUGCAGGCAAUGGCAUUAGGGUCAACUCUAUAUCUCCUGGGUUCAUUGACACGGAAAUGACACAGGAGGUCCGCAACAAGAAUCCGGUUAUGGUAGACAUCAUGAACAAGACUCCGCCCUUGAAGCGGAUAGGCACCAGGGACGAUCUGAUGGGCGCUGCCGUAUAUCUCCUCAGUGAUGCGUCCAGUUACACCACUGCCGGAGACAUUGCAAUCACCGGUGGUCUCCACGUGCAGAUGGCACUUGAUUGCCAGCUAGCUUUUUAG
Messenger RNA from Thyridium curvatum, 819 nucleotides. RefSeq lists its product as uncharacterized. Gene Ontology annotation, cellular component: intracellular anatomical structure. Gene Ontology annotation, molecular function: oxidoreductase activity, acting on NAD(P)H, oxygen as acceptor. The transcript is spliced from 2 exons. The record is from RefSeq and is a predicted model, not a curated record. The coding region runs from base 1 to 819 and encodes 272 amino acids. NCBI's taxonomy places the organism in Eukaryota, Fungi, Ascomycota, Sordariomycetes, Thyridiales, Thyridiaceae.